Linum tenue is the source of this 349-nucleotide messenger RNA. The record is from the annotation of a GenBank genome assembly. NCBI's taxonomy places the organism in Eukaryota, Viridiplantae, Streptophyta, Magnoliopsida, Malpighiales, Linaceae.
UUUUUUCGUAGUUAGUAUGAGUCUUGAGAAUUGGAGAGAAAUGUCAGGAAUUUCAUGACAGAGAUGAGGGCUAGGAAUUUCUCAUCCUUGAGUUUGCUUUUUAGGUUUCAGCCCGACAUUGAUAGGAAACCUGUGGUGGGAGAGAAAGCGUCUGAAGGUUCAUCAUUCUCAAAGAUAGACCAUCGGAACUGGCCAUUGGUGGAGUGGGUAUUGAACACAAAGUUCAAAUGAGAGAAGGAAGUGGUCAUAAGGUGACUUAAUUAAUGAAGGCAAAGGAUACAUGUGUCUUCAAAUCACAACAUUGCAGCAAGAACUGGUGAAAAUCGAAGAAGCACAAAAUAAUGCAGGA